This is a messenger RNA of Lineus longissimus, 1355 nucleotides long. RefSeq names its product phosphatidylinositol-glycan biosynthesis class F protein-like. NCBI's taxonomy places the organism in Eukaryota, Metazoa, Nemertea, Pilidiophora, Heteronemertea, Lineidae. Gene Ontology annotation, cellular component: endoplasmic reticulum membrane. The transcript has 5 exons. Bases 6 to 749 code for a protein of 247 amino acids. Gene Ontology annotation, biological process: GPI anchor biosynthetic process. The record is from RefSeq and is a predicted model, not a curated record.
CCAAUAUGGCGCCGCCCAUGGAAAUCGGAAAUUCUACAUUUUUGAGAAAAAAAGGGACAAAAUUGACUAUAUUGGCGAACAUAAUUCAGAUAUUCCUAAUUCUAGCAACGUCUCUAUUGUCACUACAAUCGUCUACAUCAUCCGUUGUUCCAAGCUUUACUGAAAAAUCGCACAGUGCUACGAAAACUUUCAUUGCGUUCACGGCCCUAUUUAAUGCACUGCACGCUACAGUGUAUUUCUACUAUGAGAAAAGUGAUGUGGAUUCUCAACGUCCUGGACCGAGAAAUCGGGGUCUCGUACAGUUUGUAACAACUAAGCUGAAGCAUAUUGUGAGAGCUGCUGUGUUGCUCUUCAUCAGUACCUUGAUCUUCCAUUGCAUUGCCAUUCUUUUUGGAGCACCUCUUAUUGUAGGUGUGAGCGAGACAUAUCACUUUUCCUUGAUGCUUACAGCUACAACUGUCUUUCCCGCUUGUCUAACUCUGGGAACGAAUGCAGAGGAGUGGUUAAAAGUCUUCAUUCAUAAAAAGCCUGGUAACAUUCUGGAGAAGCAGCUGCUCAUAACAUUCUGGUGCAGCAUCAUCGGUGCAUGGCUUGGUGCAUUUCCUAUCCCACUUGACUGGGACAGACCAUGGCAGGAGUGGCCAAUUAGUUGUGUUCUCGGCACGUUGUUUGGAUAUGUGACAGGACUUCUUGGUUCUUCCUUCUACCUUGCUUGGCUACAGCGGAGGCAGAAGACAAAAUCAUUCUGAGGAGUCUGUCUGCUGGUGGUAGGUAAUUGAAAAACUGCUGAUGUUUUCAGUUCUUCGGGACAUCAGUACAUUGACAUAAAUACCGAAUAGCUUCAGUCAGUUCUGAGGGUCACCCCUUUGUCAAUGUUGUCCAUGUACAGUGGAACAUUUGUAAGCCGGACACCUUCUUUAUCAAGGACACAGAAUUUUGUCCCAAGUUGGAUAUUUUGGUUCAAUUUGAUAUCCAUGAUAAGGACACCUCCCUACGAGGGACAGCAUUUGUAUGUUCAAAGAGUGUCAUUUUAGAGGAGGUUCUGCCAUAGUUGAAAUUGAACAAUAUUGGACUAUACUUUUGUGUUCUUGAAGAGAGGUGGCUUCAAAUAAGUAGUGUUCAUUGAUAAGGUGCAAUAGAAGAGCUAGUCGCAGAAGCUGGCAUGUUGAAAUAUCAGUACCCUUCCAGUUUUAUCAGCAGAGUACCAAUGUCACUUGAAAUUUCUCAGACCUUUGUUCAUAAUCAAUGUAGAACAUGGAUAGAUUGGUAGAUUUAGUUAUUUUUUGUAACAGAAAUGUGCUGUUUGUCGACAUUCUUUAUGUAAUUUGAAGAAUGAAUAAAGUGAUUUCAAAAGU